GGAGAAGAAAAGUGUGGUGGAAAAUGGAGCGAUGAGGCGGAGCGGGGCGCACUCGAGUUGGAGUGUAGUGGUGGCUGGAUUCCAUCUUCCUCUGUCUGUCUGUCUGUCUGUCUGUCUUUGACCUCGAUCACGAUCAGUUGCGUUGCGCUCACUCCUCUCUCUCCCCAGACUGCUUUCUCCGUGGAGGACUCGCGAGGAGUGCACUCAUCUCAUCUGGACCGCCAGGGAUCGACGGCGGUGGGACGGAAUGAUGGCGGGUUUCUUGGUGGAGACCCCCAAUUUUUUUCCUUUUCCUUGUCGCGUUUGCCACCUUUCCACCGUGAUGUGAUCAUUGGCCUCCGGGCCAGGGCGAGUGCGUGCGCGUCCGCGUCGCGGCGCCCGCGGUCUUUGCCAUCCCGGCGACUUCUCCCCUACCCUUGCGGUGGUGGGAGCUUCGGAAGCGUCGCUUUUUCCCCUUUCUUGGUGGUGAGAGAGAGAGGGAGAUAUCGGAUAUUACCUGGACCAGUGGCAGGCUUCCAAGUCCGGCAUCCAACUGACAUAUCUUCUUCCUCCUCAACCCUCAUCUUUAUAAGGUCAAACAAAAAUUCCCCUUUGUCUAAGUGAAUUUUAGGGCGUGUCGCCAUCUCCAUCCUCUCUCUGAUCACCCGGCCAAUCGCCAUGCUCAGGUCAGGCUGAUCUCCUAUUCCUAAUUUGAGAUCGGUCAAGGUGUCUGUCCCCUUGGGGUUCAGCGGCACGACGUGCAUUUCUUGUUUCCAUUGGAUGGAAACAGCUUCUCACUGGUUGAGGGGACAGUUGUGCCGGCGUGAUUGGAUAAUCGGAACUUACUCGCUGGAUCGCUGUGGGCUCUCUGCUCGACAAGGACCGCCAUGCGCCCACCAAGUGUUCGACUGAAUGCCUACGAGACUUUUGGCGGUGGCUAUGCACACUGUGGGUGUGCUACACUUCUGUUUCCCUGCCCAUUUUGUGCCUGUGCCAACUAGCUCAUCUUUUAGUGGGGGAGUAGCCUUUAUGUCACCAGUAGAAUGUUCGCACGAAUUUAAUUCUGAUCCUCAAGGGGAAAAGAAUAUACUAAAUCCCAAGGGCUUGGUUAACGGAUGCCUCACCAACUUAACUUUUAGAUUAACUGGAAAUUUGUUUAACUGAGCUCAAGUGCUGGAGGACUUUAUAAGUUGGAUCCCUUUACACUAGCAUCUUCAUAGUAACGCGUAAAGGUAACUGGCUCCACUUGGUCUUCCUUAAUUGUCUGAUCCUAGAAAGCCCUAAAGGUAGCCUAAUUUGUUGGUGACACCAGAAAAGAUCAUUUCUAGAUUCUCCUACGAUGCUCCUUGCAAGGUAGUGCGUGCUUGUUAACUUGUUAUCUGGGAAUUCAACAACCUAUUCAGUUUCCUAGUUGUCUAGUGUUAGUUCUAAGGGCACUGUAUUUUUCUAUGGAUUGAAACCUACAUGCUACAGUAGCCUCAUGCAUGCUUUGAUCAUUGUUCUCCCUUUUCUGCUUCUUAACUUCUUGUGGUUGCGCGUGAUCAUUCUCAUUCAGUACAGGUCGUCUCACUUCUCACUGACUAAAUAUAUUUUCUUUAAUUUGUUUGAAGAUCUGUUGACAUUUUAGUCCAUAUUGGCUUCUAAAUACUUUUUGAAGGAAAUUUGCUCAACUUCUUUUAUUUUUAUGCAGAAUGAUUUGCUUUCAGCAUAUAGAACUCAUAAUAUUCUCAUUCGAUUUUCCUCUAUGAUUGCCUGCAUAGGUUUUAAUAAGUCCGGCAUAAGACUUCUGGAGUUAAAAUCUACUGUAGCAUUAUAGGACCAAAUGUUGCCAACGCCAAGAACAUGCUCAACUUAACAGAAAAAAUGAAGCUCCGUGCAUAUCCAUUCUUUGUAAUAUACAAAAUGCAUCUUGCAACAUCGUCAUUUAGGCUAGUUGAUAAGCCUGAAUUCAAAAGCUGGACGGCUUUGGUAGCUGUCUACCUAUGCUGGCACAUCGACAGGUCCAAAGGCUGAGUUCAGUUGAACAGAUUAGGACUUAUGGAGUAUGGACAUCUCAGCCUCUCACCCUCUCCUAGGAAAACAUAGUUGUUCGGGUGCUUCCAGAUAUUCCAGGUGAUCGCUGUAGUUGCUGUGUGGCAGUCUGAGAAAGGCUCCUAAGUUUCCUUGCCUGAUGAAGGUUCAGAAGUUCAUGAAGGUAAACCCUAGCAUGCAACAGGCCUCGCGACAAGGAAAUGUGUUUUGGUCAUUAUCAAUUCAUUCUCUCUUGUCCUGAUUUGUUCCCUCGCCGAGGAAGAUAUCGAUAGCAACAAAUUUGCAAAGUUUAAACUGAUAGUACACUGUGCAGCCAAUUAUUGAGGGGAGUCUUAAAAUGAGCAUUACCCAUUAUUCUGAAAGAGAACCAACACCAGCGCUAGUCCUCUCAGUUGUGUUGAUAACAAUUUGACUUGCCCAGAUGUCAGGGAACCACUGGCAUGAACGUAAAUCCAAUCCAUGUGUAAACCAUUCCUUGGGUUGCUGUAACUAGUGCGCCUAAAAGAUGGAAGAUUGAUGGUCGGUGAAGCAUGCUGGUAAUAUUUUUUCUAAAGUGAAGAGAUAUGAUGAAUUCUCACUUCAAGGGGUGUGUUUGGUAUGCUGUUAUUUUUGCAUCACUGAAGACUAGAGUACACUUAUGUCUACAGGGUUGCGGUUCGAGAUAUCCAUCAUGCUUCCAAACAGAAGGUUGCAGGAGCUAGAAAGAUUUCCCGGCUUUAGCUCAGGGGAGCAACAGCUAUUUAGAGCCUGGUCGGAGUCACUCCAGCUCCUAAAAAUACGAGGAGUUGCGGAGCAUCCGUUCCCAGCUCCGUGCUUUUUAACUCCAGCUUCGGGAGCGGAGUGGUGGAGUGGCGGGUCUCCGAACAGGGUCUUAUUAUUGAUUUUCUUCAAACACUUUGCAAGUUCUCACAGACUCAAGGUUCACAUUGUGUACUUGGGCCACAACAACGGUCUGACUCCUUCGCUGACCACACAGUUUCAUCUCCAACUUCUGUCAAGAGUCUUUGCAGAGCCGGAGGAAGCAAGACAAGCUAUUCUGUAUAGCUACAGCUAUGGUUUCUCUGGUUUUUCGGCAGUGCUCAAUUCAACGCAAGCCACCACAUUGUCGGAAACAGAAGAGGUCAUAUCAGUAUUCAGGAGCAGGAUGCUGCAGCUCCAUACAACAAGGAGCUGGGAUUUCAUGGGCCUCAGCCUGCAUUCUCAGAUGGAGCAGCCAUCCUCCCAAAUGCAUUUGAAGUACGGAGACGACGUAAUUGUCGGUAUCCUCGACACGGCAGGUGUGUGGCCUGAAUCCGAGAGCUUCAGAGAUGACCCCCACCUAGGCCCCGUGCCGUCGUCAUGGCGCGGCACGUGCGUGGGAGGCCAGCAGUUCGACCCGGCCACCGCGUGCAACCGCAAGCUCAUCGGCGCGCGCUACUACCUCGCCGGCUUCGAAGCUGAGACCGGCCUGCUGAACACCAGCGGCGGCGCGGAAUACCGAUCGGCUCGGGACCGUGUGGGCCACGGCACGCACACGGCGUCCACGGCCGUGGGCGCCGUGUCCCCCAACGCGAGCUACUUCGGCGGGCUGGGCCGCGGCGCGGCGCGCGGGGGUGCGCCCAGGGCGCGGCUGGCGGUGUACAAGGUGUGCUGGUUCAAGGACCUGACGGGCCGGUGCAACGACGCCGACAUCCUGGCGGCGUUCGACGACGCGCUGCACGAUGGCGUGCACGUCAUCUCGGCAUCCCUCGGGUCCCCGCCGCCGCUGUCGCCGCUGUUCGCGACGAGCACCGAGGUCGGGUCGUUCCACGCCAUGCAGCUCGGGGUGUCGACGGUGUUCUCCGCGGGCAACGACGGGCCCGACGCGGCCAUGGUGCAGAACGUGUCGCCGUGGGGUGUCACCGUCGCCGCCAGCACCAUCGACCGGAGGUUCCCGACGGUGAUCGCGCUCGGGAACAAUGCCUCCUUCGUGGGAGAGGGCUUCAUUGUGAAGGACAUGAAAACGCCUUUAGUAGAGAGCACUAGCGUCUUUGCCGAUGGGACCUGCUCCUUGGACCAGCUGGUGAACCGCACGGCGGCGUCCGGGAAGAUCGUCCUGUGCUUCUCCACGAUGGGAAUGGUGUCCGGUGAGGGCGCGGCACUGGCGGUGUAUGCCGGCGGUGGCUCCGGCGUGAUCUUCGCCGACUCCAGCUCCCGGCGGUCCAACCAGGACAACUUCCUGCCCACCGUCCACGUCAACCUGCGCCAGGGCACCCACAUCCUCAACUACAUCCAGAGCCGUUCAAGGCAACGGCCGACCGUGCACGUCUCGGCGAGCAGGACCGUCGUCGGCAGCACGCCGGCGCCGGCCAUCGCCUACUUCUCCUCCAGAGGGCCGAGCUCCAUUUCUCCAAACAUUCUCAAGCCUGACGUCACCGCGCCCGGGGUGAACAUCCUGGCGGCGUGGCCGCCCAAGUCGUCGCCGACGAUGCUUCCUCUGGACAAGCGCUCGACGGAGUGGAACUUCGACACGGGCACGUCCAUGUCGUGCCCCCAUGUCACCGGCAUCGUCGCCAUCCUCAGGUCCGUGCACCCGACCUGGUCGCCGGCCGCAGUCAAGUCCGCCCUCAUGACCACGGCGUACGUGCACGACGACACGUCCGACGCCAUGCUGGCCGGUGGCACGCAGAAGGCCGCGGACGCCUUCGACACCGGGGCGGGGCACGUGGACCCGCUGCCGGCGCUGGACCCGGGGCUGGUGUACGACGCGGACGCGCGCGACCACGUGCGCUUCCUCUGCGGCCUCGGCUACACGGAGGCCCAGGUGCGGCAGAUGGUGCUCCCCUCCCCGGCGCUCGACACCAGCUGCGCCGGCGGCGCCAUUGGCGAUGCCGACCUCAACUACCCGGCCAUCGUGCUCCCGGAGCUGCGGGUUGUGGUGACCGUGAAGCGUACGGUGACGAACGUGGGCCUCCAGAGGGAAACCGUGUACCACGCUACCGUCAUUAGCCCACAGGGCACGCACGUCGAGGUGUGGCCGCCGGCGCUGGCGUUCUCCCCGCGCUGCGCCAGGGCCGAGUACUACGUCACCGUCACACCCGCUAAGCUCUCGCGCGGCCGGUACGACUUCGGCGAGAUCGUGUGGUCCGACGGCUACCACCGUGUCCGCACGCCGCUGGUCGUCAGGGUCACCAACCUGCCGGACGCUGGCGUCGGCGCUCAGCCCACGAAUCAGCACCGUGAUACCACUGAGUACUGACCCACAAGCUACCUAGUUACGGUUAUCUAGAACUUGGCGGUGCACGGCUUCCGGGCUUCAGGCCAGGACUUCUCGUGUGGAUUUGUGUAACGUUUUCGAUUUCACUCGUUGGGACAACACAGUAGGUGUCACUGGUCAUGUUAAAGGAGCAUACGUACAUUGUGGGUGCGGCAAAUUUAAGAGUGAUACUAGUGGCAUAUGCAGCCUCAGAGUUUGAUGGUUCAUAUUUCACCUUCA
Molecule: messenger RNA, 5464 nt
Organism: Aegilops tauschii subsp. strangulata
Lineage: Eukaryota; Viridiplantae; Streptophyta; Magnoliopsida; Poales; Poaceae
Product: subtilisin-like protease SBT3.18
Biological process (GO): proteolysis
Molecular function (GO): serine-type endopeptidase activity
Source: RefSeq, a predicted model, not a curated record